This is a messenger RNA of Strongyloides ratti, 852 nucleotides long. Its product is annotated as Protein unc-50 homolog. NCBI's taxonomy places the organism in Eukaryota, Metazoa, Nematoda, Chromadorea, Rhabditida, Strongyloididae. The coding region runs from base 1 to 852 and encodes 283 amino acids. The transcript is spliced from 3 exons. Gene Ontology annotation, cellular component: Golgi membrane. The record is from RefSeq and is a predicted model, not a curated record.
AUGUCAAACGCCUCUUCUCGUUAUCCGUUUUAUACAGGGGCCCUAAGACCACCAAUACCAUCUUCCUCAACAUCUGGUUCAGUAUAUUUAAAUGAAAAACGUUACCCAUCUUCGAUUGGUUGUUUAACAGCAGUUAGAAUGUCUGCUUCGGCAAAGUUAAACAGAUACUUUAGAAGACUAAUUCAUUUUUCACAAAUGGACUUUGAAUUAGCUUUAUGGCAAAUGUUAUAUUUAAUGAUACAUCCUCAAAAAGUUUAUAAAAAUUUUAUGUAUAGAAAGAAGAGCAAAGACCAAUGGGCAAGAGAUGAUCCUGCUUUUUUGGUACUUCUUGCUGUUAGUUUAGCGAUCUCAAGUGUGUUCUUUUCUAUAAUACUAAAUCUGGGUUUUGGAGGUUUUGUCUUAUUUUUUUUGUGGGCUGUUUUUAUUGAUUGUAUAUUUGUUGGAAUAUGUGUUGCCACUGUUAAUUGGUUUUUUUCAAACAGAUAUUUACGAAAUUGUAAAGAUCAAGAUGUGGAAUGGGGAUAUUGUUUUGAUGUACACUUGAAUGCUUUUUUUCCACUAUUAAUGAUGCUUCAUGUUGUAUUACCAGUGUUAUUUUAUGCCUUUAUUGAUUAUCCAUACUUUUUCUCUAGAUUAUUUGGGAAUGCUAUUUGGUUUAUUGCAACAGUUUAUUACACAUAUAUAACUUUUCUUGGAUAUACGGCACUUCCAAUAUUACACAAAACACAUGUUUUUUUAUAUCCAAUAACAUUUCUACUAAUAUUCUACAUUGCAUCUGUUUCUGCAGGGUGGAAUAUCUCACAAACAGCAAUGAACUUUUAUCACUUUAGAGUGAUGAGUAGAACAAGAUAA